AUGUCAACUAAGUAAUAGUUAACUUUUCAAAUACUUUUAAUUGGCUCUACUAUGUAACUUUUUAUAAUUAUUUUUAUAUAGGGUAGGCAAAACAUCUAUACUAAAAUAAUACUUUGAUUCUAAUAUUAAUAAUAUAUAAUCUACAAUAGGAAUUGAUUUAAGAAAAAAGAAUGUAAUUAUUAACAAUCAAACUGUCACUCUUUAAGUAAAAAUUUAUAUUAAUUUUAGUUUUGGGAUAUAGAUGGUCAUGAAAAUCAUUAACCACGUUGUAUUUUUUAAAAAAAAGAUUGUUGCAUCAUAGUCUAUAAUAAUGAGGAUGAAGAGCCUAUUAAAACUUUGGAUUAUUGGAAAAACUUAUAUUUAGAAUCAAUAGACUCAAAAGAUUCAGAAAAUGUUCCUAUUUUUGUCAUUUAGAAUAAUUUUGUUGAGAAUAAUGAAAUAAUAAAAAGUCAACUUGUUGAAUGGUGGUGUAAAUAAAAUAGAGUUAAAUAAUUGUUCGAAGUAUCUGUAAAAGACAAUUUGGUUAUUAAUGAAACAUUCAUAGAGAUUGCAAAGAUCUUAUUCAAAUAAAAAUAAAAUAUAAUGAGCAAGGCCAAUCAUGUAAUAAAUUAAAUAGAUGAUUCACCGAAUGUAUUAUCAUCUGAAUAUACAAUUGUGAAAUCAUAAUUAAAAUGCAAUAUGUAAGAAAAAAUAAUUCUAUUAAAUGUUAUAAUCAGCAUGAUAGCCCACCAAUCAUAGUACUACUUGAUGAUAAUCUUAAAGGUAUUUAAAGAUUAAUUUGUUCUUAAUGCAUAAAUGAUAUAAGAGGAAAAUUUAAUGGAAUUAAUAUUGAUGAAGCUAUUUUAACAAUUGAAGACAGGAAGAAUAAUUUCCUUAAUCAAAUAUCGGAUUUUAAUCAAAAAAUUAUAAACAGUUUAAAUUAUUACAUUGGCAAAAUUGUGUAAAAUAAAAUGA
Molecule: messenger RNA, 954 nt
Organism: Paramecium pentaurelia
Lineage: Eukaryota; Ciliophora; Oligohymenophorea; Peniculida; Parameciidae
Source: the annotation of a GenBank genome assembly